CACCAUGUGCACGCGGAAAUGUUCCAAGUGCAUUGGGAUCACUCUGUUCCCACUGGCAGCUUGCGCCAUAGUCUCCAACAUCCUCCUGUACUUCCCCAACGGACGAGUCCUGCAGCUCGGCGAGAUAACGGAUCUGGUCUGGUUUUUCCAUGGCAUUCUGGGAGCAGGGAUACUGGUUAUUUUGCCAGCAUUCAUGAUGCUGGGAGCAGGCGGAGCGAGAUGUUGCGCUAACAGAUGUGGGAUGCUGCUGUCAGUGGCCCUGGCUGUCCUGGGAUUCGUGGGAGGAGCAUAUUGUGCAGUCAUCUCCUCGCUGGGGCUGAUUGGGGGUCCCCUGUGUGACACUGGUGAUGGAGAAUACCUUUACCCUUUCAGGAACGACACUCUGGAAGACAAUUAUUUGUUCAAUCAGACAACAUGGAGCAUUUGCAAAGAACCUGAAAACAUCAUCCUUUGGAAUGUCGUCCUUUUCUCUGUUCUCCUGGUUAUUGGUGUGAUUGAAGCUAUUCUUUGUUUUAUUCAAGUCAUCAAUGGACUUACCAGCUUCGUAUGUGGUACAUGUAUGAGGAGAAGAAGAAAGACAAAUAUUUCUGGAAUGUGA
Messenger RNA from Merops nubicus (carmine bee-eater), 598 nucleotides. Its product is annotated as transmembrane 4 L6 family member 1-like. The record is from RefSeq and is a predicted model, not a curated record. Bases 5 to 598 code for a protein of 197 amino acids. The transcript is spliced from 5 exons. Lineage: Eukaryota; Metazoa; Chordata; Aves; Coraciiformes; Meropidae. Gene Ontology annotation, cellular component: membrane.